Messenger RNA from Miniopterus natalensis, 981 nucleotides. RefSeq names its product mannose-P-dolichol utilization defect 1 (gene MPDU1). NCBI's taxonomy places the organism in Eukaryota, Metazoa, Chordata, Mammalia, Chiroptera, Miniopteridae. The record is from RefSeq and is a predicted model, not a curated record. Gene Ontology annotation, biological process: oligosaccharide biosynthetic process.
AACUGGCGGAAGCUAUCUUUACAGUAUGGCGUCCGAAGCUGACGGGCUGCUCAAACGGCUACUGGUGCCGAUUCUUUUACCUGAGAAAUGCUACGACCAAAUUUUCCUCCAGUGGGAUUUGCUUCAUGUCCCCUGCCUGAAGAUUCUCCUCAGCAAAGGCCUGGGGCUGGGCAUUGUAGCUGGGUCACUUCUGGUAAAAAUGCCCCAGGUGUUUAAAAUCCUUGGAGCCAAGAGUGCUGAAGGGCUGAGCCUCCAGUCAGUAAUGCUGGAACUAGUGGCAUUGACUGGGACUAUGGUCUACAGCAUUGUUAACAACUUCCCCUUCAGCUCUUGGGGUGAAGCUCUAUUCCUGAUGCUCCAGACAAUCACCAUCUGCUUCCUGGUCCUGCAUUACAGAGGACAAACUGUGAAAGGUGUGGCUUUCCUAGCAGGUUAUGCCCUGGUCCUGCUGGUGCUGCUUUCACCACUGACACCCCUGGCUGUAAUCACCCUACUCCAGGCCUCCAAUAUGCCUUCUGUGGUGGUGGGGAAGCUGCUCCAGGCAGCCACCAACUACCGCAAUGGGCACACAGGCCAGCUGUCAGCCAUCACAGUCUUUUUGCUCUUUGGGGGCUCCCUUGCCCGAAUCUUCACCUCCAUUCAGGAAACUGGAGAUCCCCUCAUGGCUGGAACCUUUGUGGUCUCUUCCCUCUGUAACGGCCUCAUUGCUGCCCAGCUUCUCUUCUACUGGAACGCAAAGGCUCCUCACAAGAAGAAAAAGGAGUAGUAGGCCUGAGCUGCCUACUGGAGUCCAUUCCAUGUUUCUAUUCGUCCACCUAACCUCAGGGUCCUUCUGAACCAGCCUGCUGGUAUAACUUUUAAUCAUUCUCCAUUCCUCUGCAGAUGCAGCUUCUUGAGCCAGGGUUUGUGUUUCUGUGGAAAGGCAUGGUUGGUAGACCUAAUCCUUAGAAAGGAAUUAGAGAUUUUCAGGCUGUCAUUUGA